AUGGUACCGAAAGUAGUUGAAUUAAAUAGUGAAUAUGCAACUAAUUGUAAGAACUGUAAUAAAACAUGUCAUUAUCCAUGUCAUGUUCCAUUUUUUAUUUCAGCACUUACAAUGAGAGGAUGUUCUUGCAUUGUUAAUGGGCGUUGUACCGUAUGUGGGUGUAGUUGUUCAGAACAUGUAAAUUCAACAUAUAGACAUGAUUUUAUAACAGAAACAAAAGAACAAACAGUAGAAGAAAUAUUUGAAAGAUAUAAUGAAGGUAAAAAAGGUAUAGCUAGUGCAGAAAAUGUGUUAAAAAGGUUAGAAGAUGAAUAUUAUGAAAUCCAAAUGGAUUGUUAUGAGAAACAAGAAAAAAUUAAAGAGUGUGUUAAUAUAUUGUCAUCAAUUACAUUAAAUGGUAAUUCAUUAAACGAUAAAGUUAAUAGUUCUAAUGAAUAUUUAGACUUAUUAAUUAAAAAAGAAAUAGAAGAAAAGAAACAUGGAUAUACAAAACGAAUAAAAGGAUAUGAAAAAUUAAAACAAGCAAAUGAAAUAAUAGACUAUAUUAUAAAAAAAUCACCUUCAAAAAAGAGUAAGGAAGAGAUAAAAGCAGAGUUUGAAAGAAGAAUGAAAGAAUUAGAAUAA
This is a messenger RNA of Entamoeba dispar SAW760, 624 nucleotides long. RefSeq lists its product as uncharacterized. The coding region runs from base 1 to 624 and encodes 207 amino acids. The record is from RefSeq and is a predicted model, not a curated record. The transcript has a single exon. Lineage: Eukaryota; Evosea; Mastigamoebida; Endamoebidae.